Pseudomassariella vexata is the source of this 987-nucleotide messenger RNA. RefSeq names its product Snf7-domain-containing protein. Gene Ontology annotation, cellular component: ESCRT III complex; multivesicular body. The transcript has 3 exons. Gene Ontology annotation, biological process: vesicle budding from membrane; late endosome to vacuole transport via multivesicular body sorting pathway. The record is from RefSeq and is a predicted model, not a curated record. The coding region runs from base 158 to 775 and encodes 205 amino acids. Lineage: Eukaryota; Fungi; Ascomycota; Sordariomycetes; Amphisphaeriales; Pseudomassariaceae.
UCUCAUUCCCAGGCCUGCAUGCUUCGCAAAUUGAUAUCCGACCACUAUUCCCAAAUCCACCGCAGGCCACUCUUAAUCGAGCCUGCGCAUCUUUCCCAGCCCCCUACAAGACCAUGCGCCUGACGGAGUCCACAGCGAAUUCCAGGCAACGGCAACCAUGGGCAACAACUCAAGCCGAGUGACGGCGCAGGACAAGGCGAUUUUAGACCUCAAACUCCAGCGCGACAAGCUCCACCAGUACCAACGGCGCAUCACGGUGCUGACCGACCGCGAGACGGCCAUCGCGAAGCAGAUGCUCGCCCAGGGCAACAAGAAGAAGGCGCUGUUGGCCCUGCGGCAGAAGAAGUACCAAGAAUCGCUGCUAUUCAAGACGGAUGCGCAGCUAGAGCAGCUCGAGCAGCUGAUGCGGAAUGUUGAGUUCGCGCAGAUCCAGAAGGACAUUGUCUUCGGCCUGCAGCAGGGGACGGCGGUGUUGAAGCAGAUACAUGCCGAGAUGGGGGGGAUUGAAAAUGUCGAGAAGUUGAUGGGCGAGACGGCCGACGCGAUUGCGUAUCAGAAUGAGAUUAGCGAGAUGCUGGGCGGGCGCAUAUCGAAUCAGGACGAAGAUGAAGUCGAGGACGAGCUGGCGGCCCUCGAAUUGGAGGUAAACAGACCUGUCACUAUGCCAAAUGUACCAAAAGGAGACAUCGAGCCAGCGAUAAGAGACUCGGAGCCAGCCAAAGGCCUAGAACGACAAGCGAAGCGGAGGGAGGAAGAAGCCAUGCUUGCCGCAUGACACCCACAUGAUAAUUUAUCAAUCAUAUCAUCAUCGUGUAACCCCUUUUCAUUUGUAUUCCUUCCCGGGUCCAAGUCACCCAACACCGCUUUUUCCCGAGUGUUCAAGGACCUUUGAACAUUUUGUAAGAGUGCCAUUGGAACACCACCGGCCCAGCUUCAUAGCAGGCAUAUAUAGAGGAAGUGCGGGUAAAUUCAUCUAAACGAUUAUAC